Sphaeramia orbicularis (orbiculate cardinalfish) is the source of this 1599-nucleotide messenger RNA. Its product is annotated as protein Ycf2-like. Lineage: Eukaryota; Metazoa; Chordata; Actinopteri; Kurtiformes; Apogonidae. Bases 194 to 1561 code for a protein of 455 amino acids. The transcript is spliced from 2 exons. The record is from RefSeq and is a predicted model, not a curated record.
CUCAGCUGAGUUAGUCAUCUCUUCCUCUUCUCCUCACACCGGACAUCAGUAUCAGGCUCAGAUCGGGUUCUGUCAGCUGAUGCGACCAAACUGUGCCGCGAUUUAACAUAAACAUCUCUUUACUGUGGAGUUCUGCUUUAACGCUGACCUGAUCCAAAGGAAAUUCAGCCCAAGAGGAGGAAGAAUAUUGAGGAUGGACUCUGACAACUCCGUUUCCAGAUUGGAGAGAACUUUCUGGGCUGUCUGGUACUACAUAACUGAUGCAGUGAACAGAUUCCUCAGACCUGAGCCUCCUCAAACAGCCAGCAAUGAUGCAAACUCCCUCCAGGACUCUUCAGUUGACAGUGAACAUCCCAUCUCCGGUAAUGCAGAUGUUGGCAUUAGCAAAGAGGAGGAUGAGGAACAGCCUCUUGCAACAGCCUCUUUGCUUAGCUCAUCUCAGCAGGUUGUUUCCUGGGAUGUUUGCACCACGGACACUGACUUAGGACCAGAAAUAGAAAACAUGCAGUACAAAACACAGCUGAGUAGAAGUAGUGAGGGGAAAGCAUCUGAGGAUGGUGAAGCCACAAGAGAGGAACACUUUAACCAAACAGGAAGUAAUGAUGCAGACCUGCUCCUCAGUAGAGAUGAGGAAGAAAAAAAAGACGAAAACGCAGAUCUGAACCUGUACGGCGAUGGACGAGAUGUGAUGCUGAAGAAUGAUGAACAGCUGAAGAGUGGCUCCGCAAUUAUGACAGAUAUUCUCCAGGAUGAAGGCAUGGAGGAAACUGGGAAAAACACUGAUGAUGAACAAAGAACAGGUGAAGUAGAGGAAGAAGUAGAGGAAGAGGAAGAUCACAAGGAUGAAGAUUUCACAGAUUAUUGCAGAUCUUACAAGUUGGAGGCAGAAGAGAGUGAAGUAAAAUUGACAGAGCAGAGUAAUAUGUCCACUGAGGAGGAGAAACUGCCGAUGGAUGAUGCAGAUACAACCUGGGCACAGAUAGAAGUCGACAACAGUGAUUAUAUGUUACAUCAGGCAUCAGGACCAGGGCCUGAAAACCAGCUUUCAGUCUGCAAACAGCCGUCAGAUGAUGACACAGACAGUAAAGGAGCUCCAAGCAUGACUUUGUUGGACACAGUGCCUCAUGUUGAAUUACAAAUGACUGAUAACAAUUGUGGCGUUGUGUCAGAUGAUGCGCUAGCUGUUGUCGGACCGGAGCAGACGAUGGCUGACAGAAGCAAAGGAUUAGCAAAAAGUAAAGCUGAGGAAGACCAUAAGGAAGAGGAGGAAGAGAGUGAGAUGGAUGAGAGGGAGCACGGUGCUGAGGAGAAAGGAAAUGUGAAUGAAGUGACAGACCAGACAAAAGAUGAAGAAUCAGAGCAGGAAGAGGACAAUGAAGGACUCACAGAAAGCAGCCAACAAGAUGACAUUAUAGCUGAAGGGGACAGUGAAGGGUUUACACUGAAUGUAAAAGCAGAGCAACACAAUAACGGGGGUAAAAAUGCAGAACAAGCAAUGACCAACGAAAAUAAUGAAGUGAUGACAAAAGCCAUUUCAGUUAAUGAGGAACUUUUGACAUAAAUAAUGACAGAGAAGACGAAGAAAGGCUCAACUGUGAA